AUGCCCCCGAGCCCUCCCGGCCUGCUCCGGCUCAGCUCGGUCCAUCGGGCGGGGACAGAGAAGGGAGAUGGAGUCGAACCUCCGGAGCCUCGGGUCCACGUCCUGGGUGCUUUACAAAACCGGGGCGGAACAGCGGGAUCCCGGGACAGAAAGAGGAGGUUCCGACCAGGGAUUUCCCCCGUAUCCAGGGGUGUGCUCUGCCGAACGCGGCCCACGGACUUGGUGUUCAUCGUGGACAGCUCCCGCAGCGUGCGGCCGCACGAGUUUGAGAAGGUCAAGGUCUUCCUGACUCAGGUCAUCGAGUCACUGGACGUGGGACCCAACGCCACGCGGGUCGGCGUGGUGAACUACGCCAGCGCCGUCAAGCAUGAGUUUCCACUGAAGGCUCACCGCUCCAAGGCCAGCCUGCUGCAGGCUGUGCGCCGGCUAGAGCCGCUCUCCACAGGCACCAUGACCGGCUUGGCCAUCCAGUUCGCCAUCAGCAGGGCCUUCAGCGAGGUCGAGGGGGCCAGGCCCCUCUCCCCGGCCCUCAGCAAGGUGGCCAUCGUGGUGACGGACGGGCGGCCGCAGGACGACGUGAAAGACGUGUCGGCCCGGGCCCGCGAGGCCGGCAUCGAGCUGUUCGCCAUCGGCGUGGGCCGCGUAGACAAGACCACGCUCCGACGCAUCGCCAGCGAGCCCCUGGCCGAGCACGUGGACUACGUGGAGAGCUACAGCGUCAUCGAGAAACUGGCCAAGAAAUUCCAGGAGGCCUUCUGCGCCGUGUCGGACCUGUGCGCCACGGGAGACCACGAUUGCGAGCAGAUCUGUCUCAGUUCUCCUGGAUCCUACAAGUGCGCUUGCAAGGAGGGUUUCACCCUCAACAGUGACGGCAAGACCUGCAACGCGUGCAGCGCGGGCAGCGGCUCCUCGGCCACCGACCUCGUGUUCCUGAUCGACGGGUCGAAGAGCGUGCGUCCAGAGAACUUCGAGCUGGUGAAGAAGUUCAUCAACCAGAUCGUCGACUCGCUGGAUGUGUCCGAGCAGAACGCCCAGGUGGGGCUGGUGCAGUAUUCGAGCUCGGUCCGCCAGGAGUUCCCGCUCGGCCGCUUUACCUCCAAGAGGGACAUCAAGGCGGCCGUGAAGAAGAUGACCUACAUGGAGAAGGGCACCAUGACGGGCACCGCCCUCAACUACCUCAUCGACAACACCUUCGCCAUCUCCAGCGGCGCAAGGCCCGGCGCUCAGAAGGUGGGCAUCGUCUUCACGGACGGCCGAUCCCAGGACUACAUCAGCGAUGCCGCCAAGAAAGCCAAGGACCUAGGGUUCAAGAUGUUUGCCGUCGGGGUAGGCAACGCGGUAGAGGAUGAGCUGCGGGAGAUUGCGUCCGACCCAGUGGCUGAACACUAUUUCUACACGGCUGACUUCAAAACCAUUAACCAGAUUGGCAAGAAACUGCAGAAGAAAAUCUGUGUGGAGGAAGAUCCUUGUGCAUGUGAUUCAGUGGUCAAGUUCCGGACCAAAGUGGAGGAUCUCCUUCAAGCCCUGACCCGGAAAUUGGAUGCUGUGACCAAGCGGCUGGCAGUGCUGGAGAACAAAGUCAUCUAACUCCAUUCGGGCCUCCUUCUUGACCUCCACAUCCUCCUCGUCCUCGUCCCUGCCCUCCCCCUCCCACUUCCCGGGGCCAGGCACACGCCUCGAGGCCUCACCCCUGCAGCUCUGCGCCAGCUUCUAUAGCCAAGAGCCUAGUGUAGCCACGCCAUCCAUGAAGGGGGUACAUGGGUGGGAGGGGACCCAGUGCCAUUGCUGUAAGGGGGACCUCCCCCAACAUGUGUGUGCACGAGUGCGAGGCUGUGUAUGUGCACAUGUGUGUUGUGUCAUUCUCUGUGUGUCCAUCUUCCCACCAUUUCAAUCCAAAGUGUAAUAUAUUUGACCAGUCUCCAUCUUGUAUCCCUUGCCCUUGGAAAUUCUACCCUGCCUUGGGAAUUCAUAUGAGGAUGAAUCUGGGGCAUGGGACUGCCGCUGGAGGUGGGAGUCUAUGUUUCCAACAUCUGGCCCCAGACCCCUGACUUCUAGGAUCUGGCCCAUGUGGAUCAGGUCUGCUGCCUCUCCCAUCCACCCAAUCCCCUUUAGGGGCUCCCUCGCUCUGUAUGUGCAUGUGUGUGUGUGCACAUGUGUGCCUCUACGUGUGUGUAUGUUGAGCCAGGCCCAGCACUCAAGAGGGUAGGUGAGAAGAGGGCCCUAUGUCCCCUGGGCCUCCUGGGCAGUGCUUCCUCCCGUCUGCCCACCCGUUUGUCACCAAAACCCCUCCCGCCCCUGCAGAAUGUGAGUGUGAUUGAUUUGGGGUUCCUUCGGGUCACAAGAUAUUUAUACUUGGGAGCUCAGAAAUGGCUUUUCAGACUCAUUCCAGCUGCCCCGUGUCGCCCGGAGUCUGUGGGACUGGAUCCAAUAAAAGUUGAUUGAAAACAUU
Ornithorhynchus anatinus (platypus) is the source of this 2449-nucleotide messenger RNA. It is a transcript of the gene MATN1, whose product is annotated as matrilin 1. The transcript is spliced from 9 exons. Lineage: Eukaryota; Metazoa; Chordata; Mammalia; Monotremata; Ornithorhynchidae. The coding region runs from base 1 to 1587 and encodes 528 amino acids. The record is from RefSeq and is a predicted model, not a curated record. Gene Ontology annotation, molecular function: calcium ion binding.